Molecule: messenger RNA, 11610 nt
Organism: Epinephelus fuscoguttatus (brown-marbled grouper)
Lineage: Eukaryota; Metazoa; Chordata; Actinopteri; Perciformes; Serranidae
Gene: sptb
Product: spectrin, beta, erythrocytic
Exons: 38
Coding region: 548-7621 (2357 amino acids)
Biological process (GO): actin cytoskeleton organization
Cellular component (GO): spectrin; cell junction; plasma membrane
Molecular function (GO): structural constituent of cytoskeleton; phospholipid binding; actin filament binding
Source: RefSeq, a predicted model, not a curated record
GUGUACAUGAGAUCAGAAGUGUCUCUGCCAUUUAGAGUCACCAGCUCUUGUCAGGAAUGUCCGUCCCCUGCGCGCACAGAUCAUGUACUGGAUGCGCCCACUUUAUUUUUAACCCGGCAGGGUGGGUCAGUCGCUGGCUUUCGGGAAUGACCGUGGAGCGCGCGGCGCCUACAGCCCCUUUCCCUCGUCCCCCCGUGCAGGACCGUGCCCUCCUCGCGCUGUGGAGACCUCCGUCCACUCUGACCAGGACCCCCGCUGCUUCAAUGGGAUUAUAAUUGCUUUAUUGGCAGGGAGAAGACUCAGCAUAAACACUUUGGGACAGGACAACAUCCAGAAGCAAAUUUACCCUCCGCCGGACCACAGGCCUCCGUCUCCUUAGUCCAGUUGCUGCUGCUGCUGCUGCUACAGUUUCACACACACACUACUACCUCCUUUAUUUGAGGUCCAUCAUAUCAUUUCAUCCCCUCUAUUUAUUCCCCUACACACCCAGUUCACCUGAGGACGCCGCUUGCCGUCCCCUCACCCGCUUGCCACACUGGCUACCGCCAUGACUUCCACCACGGACUUUGACAAUGCGGAGAUCACGCAGCAGUACAGCCGCAUCAACACCCGCUUCGAUGUCACUGACGAGGAGCUGGACAAUGACAACAGCUCCGCCAGGCUGUUUGAGCGCUCGCGCAUCAAGGCCCUCGCAGAUGAGCGUGAGGCGGUUCAGAAGAAGACCUUCACUAAAUGGGUCAACUCGAUCUUGUCCCGGGUUGGCUGUCGCAUCUCUGACCUCUACCUGGACCUGCGGGACGGACGCAUGCUCAUUAAACUGCUGGAGGUGCUGUCCGGCGAACGUCUGCCAAAACCCACUAAGGGCCGAAUGCGUAUCCACUGUUUGGAAAAUGUGGACAAGGCACUGCAGUUCCUCAAAGAGCAGAGGGUCCACCUGGAGAACAUGGGCUCCCACGACAUCGUUGACGGCAACCAUCGUCUCAUCCUCGGCCUUAUCUGGACCAUCAUCCUUCGCUUCCAGAUCCAGGACAUUAUUGUGGAAACGGGCCAGGAGGACCAGAAGGAGACGCGCUCGGCCAAGGACGCUCUUCUUCUGUGGUGUCAGAUGAAAACGGCAGGAUAUCCCAACGUCAACAUCACAAACUUCACCACCAGCUGGAAAGACGGCAUGGCCUUCAACGCGCUCAUACACAAACACCGACCAGAUCUGGUGGACUAUGGCAAUCUGAAAAGGUCCAACCCGACCCAUAACCUCCAGAGCGCCUUCAACGUAGCAGAGCAGCAGCUUGGCGUGACCAAACUGUUAGACCCUGAAGAUGUGUUCACAGAGAACCCAGAUGAGAAGUCCAUCAUCACGUACGUCGUGGCAUUUUACCACUACUUCUCGAAGAUGAAGCAGCUCGCUGUCGAAGGCAAGAGAGUUGGAAAGGUUCUGGAUCAUGCCAUCGAGACGGAGAAGAUGAUCGAUAAGUAUGAGACGCUGGCGUCAGACCUGCUGACGUGGAUUGAGCAGACCAUCAUCGUGCUGAACAACAGGAAACUUGCCAACUCUCUGACUGGAGUUCAGCAGCAGCUUCAGGCCUUCAACACCUACCGCACUGUCGAGAAGCCGCCCAAGUUUCAGGAGAAGGGGAACCUUGAGGUGCUGCUGUUCACCAUCCAGAGUCGUAUGAGAGCCAACAACCAGAGGGUCUACACGCCUAAAGAGGGAGCUCUGGUUGCUGAUAUCAACAGGGCCUGGGAGCGUCUGGAGAGGGCGGAGAAUGAGCGGGAGCGCGUCCUGAGGGAUGAGCUGAUCAGACAGGAGAAGCUGGAACAGAUGGCGAGAAGAUUCGACAGGAAGGCUGCCAUGAGGGAGACCUGGCUUCUGGAGAACCAGAGACUCGUGGCUCAGGAUAACUUUGGUUACGACCUGCCAGCUGUGGAGGCAGCCAAGAAGAAGCAUGAUGCCAUCGAGACAGACAUCGCUGCGUAUGAGGAGCGAGUUCAGGUCCUGGUGGACAUCUCAAAGGAGCUGGAGUCUGAGCGGUACCAUGAUGCCAAACGCAUCGACGUGCGGAAAGACAACAUCCUGCGCCUGUGGGACUACCUGCAGGAGCUGCUGAAGGCUCGCAGGGGGCGUCUGGACAAGAACCUGACCCUGCAGAGGAUCUUCCAGGAGAUGCUGUACAUCAUCAGCUGGAUGGAUGACAUGAAGGCUCGACUCCUGUCUCCUGACUUUGGGAAACACUUGCUGGAAGUUGAAGAUUUGUUACAGAAACACGCUCUGUUAGAGAACGACAUCGCUCUGCAGGCGGAGAGAGUGCAGAACGCCAGUGCUGCCGCUCUCAAGUUUGCCAACGGAGAUAGCUACAAGCCAUGUGACCCUCAGGUGAUCCGUGAAAGGGUGCAGCAUCUGGAGUUGUGCUACCAGGAGCUCUGUGCCCUGGCGGCCCAGCGGAAAGCUCGCUUGGAGCAGUCCCGCCGCUUCUGGAACUUCCUGUGGGAGGUGGCAGAGCUGGAGAGCUGGAUUAGAGAAAAAGAGCACAUUUUCUCCUCGCUGGAUUAUGGCAAGGACCUGACGAGCGUGCUGGUGCUCCAGAGCAAACACAGCGCCUUCGAGGACGAGCUCGGGGCCCGCCGAGCCAACCUCGACCAGGUCUUGGCUGAAGGAGAUACGAUGAUCAGAGCCAAGCACUUUGGCUCCCCGAAGGUUCAAGAAUGCAUGGACAACACCACGAGGCAGUGGCAGCAGCUGGAGGAGCUGGCUGCGUUUCGGAAACAGAACCUCCAGGACACCCAGAGGUUCUUCCAGUUUCAGGGAGACGCUGAUGAACUCAAGGCCUGGCUGCUGGACGCCAAGAGGCAGAUGAGCAGCGACGACGUGGGCCACGACGAGUACACCACCCAGCGGCAACUGAAAAAGCACAACGACCUGAAGAAUGAAGCAAUCAAGAACGGAGCCACCAUAGAUGCUCUGUCCAAACAGGCCAACGCGCUGCCAGAGGAGCUACAAAACACCCCUGAUAUCCAGAGACGCCUGAAAGACAUUAAGGACCUGUACAUGGAGCUCAUGUCUCUGGCUGACCUGAGACAGAAGAGGCUGGAUGACACUAUGGCCCUGUACACUAUCUUCAGUGAGACAGACGCCUGCGAGCUCUGGAUGGGCCAGAAGGAGACGUGGUUGGUGGGUUUAGAGGUGCCUGAGAAGCUGGAGGAUCUAGAAGUCGUACAGAAUAGGUUGAGCAUUCUGGCUCAAGACAUGGCAAAUGUUCAGUCGAGGGUCGACGAUGUCAACAAAUCUGUGAAACAGCUCGAGGACAGCAGACACCCUCGCACCAAAGAGGUCAAAGAAUGUCAGAUGCGACUGAAUAAGAGGUGGGACGCCUUUAAGGCCAUGGUGGAGGACAAGAAGAGGAAAGUGGAUUCUGCCGUCAGUCUGAACAACUACGGGCUGGAGUGUGACGAGACAGAGACCUGGAUCAAAGACAAGACACGGGUGAUCGAGUCCACUCAGGAAUUGGGCAAUGACCUGGCAGCCGUCAUGACCAUACAGAGGAAACUGUUUGGCAUCGAGAGAGACUUAGCUGCCAUUGACAGCAAGCUCACCUUCCUGAGGGCAGAGGCUGACCAGCUGGCUAAGGACCACCCGGAGAACGCAAACGACAUCUUGGCCCGCAGAGAUGAGCUGGACGCCGCCUGGGACACGCUAAGAAAGACUCUGACAGACAGAGAGGACUCGUUGGGUGAGGUCAGCAAGUUACAGACCUUUCUCCAAGACAUGGAUGACUUCCAGUCCUGGCUUUUCAAGACCCAAAAGGCCGUGGCGUCAGAGGAAAUGCCCGCCACGCUGCCGGAGGCUGAGGAGCAGCUCAGCCUGCAUGACGCUGUGCGUGAAGACAUAAACAACCACGAGGAAGAUUACCACCGUGUGAGGGACACCGGUGCUCAGGUCACCCAGGGUCAGGAGGAUGAUCCUCAGUACCAGCAGCUGGAGAAGACACUGAAGGGGCUGGACCGCGGCUGGGUGGAACUGCAGAAGAUGUGGGACAGCCGCAAGAACUUCCUGGAUCAGGGUCUGGGCUUCCAGCAGUUCAUGAGGGAUGGAAAGGCUGUAGAGGCCAUCCUCAACAACCAGGAGUACACCUUGGCCCACAUAGACAAGCCUGACACGUUGGCUGGUGCAGAGAAGGCUCUGAAGAAGCACGAGGACUUCGUGAGCACCAUGGAGGCCAACGAGGACAAGAUCGACGGCGCUGUGCAGGGUGGACAGCGUCUGGUGGACAGCAACAAUCUGUACUCUGGGAGAGUGCAGGAAAAAAUGAACUCAAUCGGAGACAGGCAUAACAAGAACAAGAGGAGAGCCCAGGAGGUGUCAGAAAAGCUCAGAGACAACCGCGACCUGCAGCACUUCCUGCAAAACACUCAGGAUCUGACUGUGUGGAUCAACGAGAAGAUGCUGACGGCUCAGGACACGUCAUACGACGAGGCCAGGAACCUCCACAGCAAGUGGCUGAAACAUCAGGCCUUCAUGGCUGAGCUGGCCUCCAACAAGGACUGGCUCAACAAAGUAGACCAGGAGGGCCAUGAGCUCAUGGAGUCCAAGCCUGAGUUUGAGCCCAUUGUGACGGAGCGUCUGGCCAAACUCCAUGAGCUGUGGGACAAGCUUGAGUCCACGACUCAGGAGAAAGCCCGGUUGCUGUUUGACGCCAACCGCUCUGAGCUUUUCGACCAGAGCCUAACUGAUAUGAAGAAGUGGCUCACCGGGCUGCAGCAGCAGCUUCAGACUGGAGAUGAGGACGUCAAAGAUCUGACUAACGCCAACAUCCUGCUCAAAAAGCAUCAGAUGACAGAGAACCAGGUGCGUGACCGGGCGCGGGAGCUGGAGGAGCUCCAGGAUGCCGUCAGAAAGCACGGUGGAGGCAGGGAGGACCAGCCGGAGCUUGAGGCCGAGCAGCAGGCCCUGCAGAGGGACUUCCAGCAGCUCCUCACACCACUGGCCCAGCGCAAGGGCAAACUGGAGGCCGCCAAGUCUGUCCAUCAGUUCUACAGAGACCUGGCUGACGAGCUUCUCUGGAUCGAGGAGAGGAUGCCCCUGGCAAUGUCACAAGAGCACGGCCACAACCUUCAAACUGUGCAGAUGCUGCUGAAGAAAAACCAGACGUUGCAGAGGGAGAUCGAGGGCCACCAGCCCCGCGUCGACGAAGUGCUCGAGCGAGGAAGGAGGAUGGCGGCGGCCGCCAGCGCAGAGGGCAGACCGGAGGCAGAGCGAAUCACAGAGCAGCUGAGGGAGCUGGAGGAGGCGUGGGCCCGGCUGCAGGACGAGAUGGCCAAGCGCAGGGAGAGGCUGAACGGCUCCAGCUUGGCCCAGCACUACUACAACGACGCGGAUGAGGCCGAAGCGUGGAUAGGGGAGCAGGAGCUGUACAUGAUCGCGGAUGAGAAGGCCAAGGAUGAGCAGAGUGCCAUGCUGAUGCUGAAGCGCCACAUGAUCCUUAAGCAAGCUGUGGACGACUACGCUGACUCCAUUCAGACGCUAGCUGACCGUGCCCAAAAGCUGUUUGCCGAGGACCAUCCUGAUGGUGAGGAGAUCAUCAGACGACAGGGCCAGGUGGAUAAGCAGUAUGCGGGGCUCAGGGAGCUGGCGGAGGACCGCAGGAAGAAGCUGGACCACACCUUCCAUCACUUCCUGCUGAGCCGAGAGGUAGAGGACCUGGAGCACUGGAUCGCAGAGAGAGAUGUGGUGGCCUCCUCUCAGGAGAUGGGCCAGGACCUGGACCACGUCACGCUUCUGAGGGAUAAGUUCCGAGAGUUUGCACGGGAGACGGGGAUGGUGGGUCAGGAGCGAGUGGACAUGGUCAACGAGACGAUAGACGAGCUGAUCGAAGCGGGCCACACCGAGGCAGCCACCAUGGCAGAGUGGAAGGACACCAUCAAUGAUAGCUGGGCUGAUCUGCUUGAGCUCAUCGACACUCGGGCUCAGCACCUCACUACAUCUUACGAACUGUUCAAGUACUUUGACGAUGGGAAGGAGCUAGUGGCUCAGAUCCACGAGAAGCAGAAAGAGCUGCCGGAAGAUGUGGGAGAGGACUUCAGCAAAGCAGAGUCCUUCCACAGAAUGCACGCCGCCUUUGAGAGAGACAUCAGUGCUCUAGGCAAACAGGUUCAACAGUUCCAGGAGACCGCUGCACGGCUUCACGCCCAGUAUGCAGGAGGCCAAGCGGACACCAUCCAGGCCACAGAGCGAGAGGUGGUGGAAGCCUGGAAAGGCCUGCUGGACGCCUGCGACGGCCGCAGGGCGCAACUGGUGGACACGGCUGAGAAGUUCCGCUUCUUCACCAUGGUGCGAGACCUGAUGGCCUGGAUGGAGAGCAUCAUCCAGCAGAUAGAGACGCAGGAGAAACCCAGGGAUGUCUCAUCUGUGGAGCUCCUGCAGAAGUACCACCAGGGGAUCCGCUCAGAAAUCGAGGCCAGGGGAGCAAAAUUCACUGACUGCAUAGACCUCGGCAAAGCCCUGCUGACACGCAAGCACCGAGACUCUGCUGAGAUCAAAGAGAAGCUGGUGCAGCUGAUUGAGAAAAGGAAGGAGAUGAUGUUCAAGUGGGACGACAGAUGGGACUGGCUCAGACUCUUGCUGGAGGUGUGUCAGUUUGCACGGGACGCCUCGGUGGCGGAGGCUUGGCUGAUCGCUCAGGAACCCUACGUAUCUAGUAAAGACUUGGGCCAUUCUGUAGAUGAGGUGGAGAAACUCCUCAAGAGGCACGAGGCCUUUGAGAAAUCCACCGCCACGUGGGAAGAACGCUUCUCUGCACUGGAGCGCCUCACUACGCUGGAGUUGUUGGAGCUGAGAAAUCAGCAGCAGGAGAUGGAGCAGUUCAUUAAGGAGGAGCAGCGCUCAGAUAAGGAGAGCAGGAGAGAAGACACAGGUUUUGUGGAAGAAUCUUCGCAGCUCGGCACUGUUGAGGAACAGACUCUGUCUGCUUCUGGUGCAGUGGAGCCCAGUUCAGGUCUGCUGGAGGAGACAGCCGGUGACUCCACGGUGCCCAUAGUGUCAGAAAUGAGAGAGAGCGGUUCUCUGGAGCUGGAACCUUCUGUGUCAGUAGUGACCCCUAAAGAACCAGAGAGAGCUGCUACCAUGCCCGUUGAGACCGUCAGAGCCCAGACUGUGCUGCAGGAGGGAACGCUGGGCCGCAAACAUGACGUGGAAGGCUCAGGGAAGAAGGCAUCAAAUAGGUCAUGGAACAACCUGUACUGUGUGCUGAAGCCAGGCCAGCUCUCAGUCUACAAGGACGCCAAGAGUUUUGGUCACGGGGUGACGUAUCACGGCGAGGACCCCUUGUCCCUCAGUAACGCCAGCUGGGAGAUCCUUACCAACUACAAGAAAAAGAAGCACGUCUGCAAACUACGACUCGGAGACGGCAGUGAAUAUUUGUUCCAGUGUAAAGACGAGGAGGAGCUCCAGCAUUGGAGCCAGGCCAUGGAGAAGGCCGUUCAGCCCCUGGCAACGGAGGAGGCGUCGGGGCCCUCAGGGGCCAAAGCCCACAGCCUGCCCCCACCCUCCUCCUCAGCUGCACUCCCUGAACCCAGCUCUGCCAAGAAAGACAAGGAGAAGAAGUUCAGUCGCUUUGCCAAGAAGAAGUGAAAGGGGAUGGGAAGGCCAUUGGGAGAAGGGGGGGGGGGGGGGGGGUUGCCUUGGCAACCUGGAAAGAGAAAGUAGUAUUUGUGUACAAUCAGUCAAAGCGAGCUUUUUAAUCACCAGAAUUUUUUAUAUUAUUUUGCGAGAAUUAACAUGAAUAUUGUAGUUUAGGUUGGAGCCAUCACUCUUUGCCUGUAUUUAAGCCAGUGUAUCUUUGCAAAGGUCCAGUUUGUUUUUUCUUUGUGUUCUUUUUAACAAAUGCCAAAUUCAGAGCAAUUAAAUUAAAGCACAGGAAUGCUCCUUUCACAUUCAACCAAAGAAUGUUUGUAAAACUUUUCUUUUCAUGCUUUUCGCUGCAGCGUUUGCUUUAGUACGGCAUGCUUUGAUAGAGCCAUGUACAAUAUGAAGAAGGCCUGUAAUGAACAUGGGGUGACUCAAGAGUACCGAGGAGUACUUUUAUUCAUCUGCCUUAUACAAUGGUUGUGAACUGAAAUACUGUGCUGUUUGAAUUUGGAGCUCUGAACGCUACUUAUACAACCAGAGUGAGUUUAAUGGGCUUUAAAAGGCUUUGUAAAUGCGGUGUUAAGACUUGCAGUGCUGUACAGUGCACACACACACACACACCAAGUGUAAUUGCAGGCAUGCAAACUAAAUGCUCUAUGCACUGUGAAGGGUUUGACUGUUGAGAUUUUUAAAUGGAUGACAUACGAGCAGUCGUGAGACACCACGUCGUAUUCUCGACUGGACCGCAGCAGUAGUUAUUUCUGUGAACUUGAAAUAUAUCCAACACUUGUGUAUUGAACCCUAAAUUUCAUAUCUAUCCAUCAACAUAUAUACAUAUACAGUAUAUAUAUCUACAGAUGCAUGAAGUAUGUUUUACGUUAGUUUGAUAUGGUGCUAUUGUGAUAUUCUUGAACCUACAGUCAAGACCAGCUUGACCUGCCUUAUUUGUCUUCAACUUUGGCUCGUAGAGACACACAUAUCAAAAUAUAUUCUUUUAACAUACCGUAUAUCUGCGGGAUGUUUCAUAAAGGCAGAUCAGAAAAACCUGACUAUAAAUGAGCCCAACGAACUGAACCAGGAUUAAUCUGUUUCGAGAAAACUGCAGUAUCUGCACCCACAGAGCAGCACAUAAACAAAACGUGGAGUAAAACAUUAAAGUAAACAAGUACAAAAUCACUGCCAGACUUGAGUUAGCUGCAGCGCUCUACUUGUUAUCACGAAUUUUAGAGUUCAAGUCCUGUGUGAGCAUCAUGAACUUGAAUUCUUAAGUGCUAAUGGUGCUAGUCAAACAACUUUCAAAUGUACAAGACCCCAGCUAGGUAAUUCAUUUUAUUAUAUAGCACAACAAUAAGAUAAUUAACUACAGUUUUCUUUCACUUGGAUUUUGCUACUUGGUUUAGACAAGUUCAAUAACAGCCUCCAUAUGGUGAAAUUACUGCUGUAAUACCUUUGGAUUGGCUGCCUGCUUCUUGCAUUGUUAAUAGACACCCAUAAUACAGAAAGUCUGUUUCUUUAAUUGUAUUUAAGUGACAAAUUUAAGGGAGAACAAAUGGUGAAAAUGCUGCUUGUUAUGAGUCAGAGUUGUUUUGGAUUUAUUUAAAUUGCAGUGCAGAUUAAUUGCGACACAGACUACGUUUAUAUGCACAAAAGAUUCUGGUUUCUUAUUCUAAAAAAGGCAAUACUCCUACUCAGCUAUGUACGCGGCUAAUGAAGAUGAAUAUUCCACUGAUAUUCCUAUUCACAUGCAGCUGUGCAUACUCUGGUUAACAUGCCCUAACAUGUCGUUUAUAAGGUCAAAAUAUGGAAAAGUGGAACGCUAUUUUGCUUCUUUGCACCAAAGCUUACCACUGCUGGCGGACUUGCAAACACAACUUCCUUCAACCAUCUUUUCGUAAACUUGGCAUUGCAAUAUUUGCGCAUAUCCAUAAAUCUGUUAAUAUCUAAGUUUUCAAUAAGUUUUAAAGUAGGAUGUUUCUCCUUCCGACCAGAAAUGUGGAUUUUUCUUGCAUCUCUACCAAUCUGUUCGCUGUUGGUUUGUGUACAAUGCAUCCAUGACAACGCACAAAGCCGAGCGCAAAGAGGCAAGAGUCUGUGUGUUGCAACUUUAGGUAAAACCCCCAACUGAGUCACAUACUCCAAAUGGGUUGUAUACACUCACCGGCCACCUUAUUAGGUACAUGUGUUCGCUAAUCAGCCAAUCACAUGGUAGCAGCUCAAUGCAUUCAGGCACGUAGACAUGGUCAAGACGACCUACUGAAGUUCAAACUGAGCAUCAGAAUGGAGAAGAAAAGUGAUUUAAGUGACUUUGAACGUGGCAUGGUUGUUGGUGCCAGACAGGCUGGUCUGUCAGAAACUGCUGAUCUACUGGGAUUUUCACACACAACCAUCUCUAGGGUUUACAGAGGAUGGUCCGAAGAAGAGAAAAUAUCCAGUGAGCGGCAGUUCUCUGGGUGAAAAUGCCUUGUUGAUGCCAGAGGUCAGAGGAGAAUGGCCAGACUGGUUCAAGAUGAUAGAAAGGAAACAGUAACUCAAAUAACCACUGGUUACAACCAAGGUGUGCAGAAGACCAUCUCUGAACCAACAACACGUCCAACCUUGAAGCAGAUGGGCUACAGCAGCAGAAGACCACACCAGGUGCCACUCCUGUCAGCUAACAACAGGAAACUGAGGCUACAGUUCACACAGGCUCACCAAAACUGGACAAUACAAGAUUGGAAAAACGUUGCCUGGUCUGAUGAGUCUCAAACUGGUUUCUUGAACAUGACAAUGAGUUCACUGUACUCCAAUGGCCUCCACAGUCAACAGAUCUCAAUCCAAUAGAGCACCUUUUGGAUGUGGUGGAACAGGACGUUCACAUCAUGGAUGUGCAGCUGACAAUUCUGCGGUAUGUUUCCAGCACCUUGUUGAAUCUAUGCCACCAAGAAUUAAGGCAGUUCUAAAGGCAAAAGGGGUCCAACUUGGUACUAGCAAGGUGUAUCUAAGAAAGUGGCCAGUGAGUGUAUGUGUCCAAAGUCUGCUCCUAAACCUGAAUACCAACACGUCUUCGUCGGAAAAUCCAGCAAUCAGGAAAAGACCUAGUUCAGAAUAUCUAAGCGUAUUGCACCAUUUACACGACUUGUAUCAAAUUCAGAGUAUUGUCAUAUUUGGAAUAAUAAUGGAAUAUAAGUCUGCGUGUAAAUGUAGUCAAUGGUUCAGCCUGAAAACUAACCUGAUGAAAACCAGGCUAGGAUGUAAGGGUACGCGUCCUGGUAACCUAGGGCAGCCUUAUUUAAACCUAAUCUAUGAUUAUGAACUGAUCUGUCUUUAUGAAACACCCUCUGAUCUCACAGACUAGAUUUAUUCAUCAGAAAUGUUGAGCAACUACAAUUUAAACCAGGCUCUCUUGUGACAGCAGAAAAGGCGCCUGGACCAUUACACAAGUUUUUCAGCACCAGCCAAAGUCUAGGACAAGCCGUGGGUCGGAUGAAUCUUGACUGCUUUUCCAAACCACACAACAGGACCUGGCAUGCUCUUUAUCUAAGGCGAGGAUGAUACAGUAGCUGCAUGGAGCUGAGGGAAUGUGUCUUUCAUAUGAAUGUAAAGGAGGAAGAGAAGAGAAUUUGGUAACAAAGCCAUUAUAGAACAAGAAAUUCUAAUCGAUAUACGCGUACAGGGAACAUAGAGUAUGUACAGUAUAUUGAACUGCAUUUAUAGAUGUUAAUUAUGUCACACACACACACACACACACUGUCCCACUGCCGUCUUGCCUUGUACCGUGGGCUCUGUCCCUGAACUACGAUCCAACUCAAGUGACCUCAUUGAAAUGAAGGAAGUCAGGUGUUGAGAGAUAAACGAGACUGAUCAGCUCAAGAGGAAAUAAGGUAGCAUCACGACCAACUCUGUCUAUUUACAUUUACAAAACAAUUAAUUACAUCUCUGAUCUUCUUGUGGCUGUCGAAAUAAGAAAUACAGACAGCCAGAAGAACAUCAUCUCUUUUUUUUUUUUUUUUGUU